AUGGACGCUCUGCCGGAUGAAGUUCACGAGAUCGGAAAAUUGAUUGCGAAGAGGUAUUAUGAAGCCCUGAAGUGGAGCAGGAGUGAUGUGGAAUACUGGGCACAUCUGACCUAUGCCUUUGAGAAUGUCGUUCUGAGUUCGGGGUUUCUCGCCGCCUGUGAUCGGUGUCUCCAGUAUGAGUGCCAAUAUUUAACGAAUCAUCCUGAGGCCAGAGAAUUGGCUAACAACCUACAAUCGAAUUUUAAUGACCUCAAAGAAGCCUUGUGGCUUGCUCGGUUCUUCCUCAUGCGGAACAAGUUUCACAAAAGGCUUAUGAAGGCUGUGAGUGAUCUGCAUUGUCUGCUGUUGCGGUUUCAUUUAAGCCAUCGGGCCGGUCUCGCGAUGCGCGACUCACCCGACAGCAAUAGCAACGGAUGA
Molecule: messenger RNA, 417 nt
Organism: Aspergillus saccharolyticus JOP 1030-1
Lineage: Eukaryota; Fungi; Ascomycota; Eurotiomycetes; Eurotiales; Aspergillaceae
Exons: 1
Coding region: 1-417 (138 amino acids)
Source: RefSeq, a predicted model, not a curated record